Messenger RNA from Anopheles cruzii, 619 nucleotides. RefSeq lists its product as uncharacterized. The record is from RefSeq and is a predicted model, not a curated record. The transcript has 2 exons. NCBI's taxonomy places the organism in Eukaryota, Metazoa, Arthropoda, Insecta, Diptera, Culicidae. Bases 30 to 413 code for a protein of 127 amino acids.
ACGACGGAUUAGUAACAGAACCAAACGCCAUGAGGAGAACUAUUCUCAUGAUCGCCAUCGCCAUACUAUUGGCAGACGCUGUUCACGGUGCCAUAGUGAUCAGACGUUCAGAAGUCAAAUCAGCAUUUGGAGCAAUGGCCCCUCCGUCAUCAAUUAACGACGGUUCUCGCAUUGUUUCGAUUAUUCCCGGAGGAGAUAAGCAUCAUCGCAAGCGUGACAAUGUGGUUGAACCGGAGCCACCGGCAGUUCCUGAAGAGGUCCCGACCGCUAAUAAACCUCGCACGUUUACCAAGAACCAACUUCGGCCGUGCACAUUCUGCAAGUUUUUCACGACGAUAGCGCCAACAGCGAAACCACCUGCUCCUCCGGAUUCGGCGUCCAAUAUCGCACGCAAGCCGCUGAGCCCUCUCUGAUGUUCCACCACACUCCUUCCGUCACCGUGUUUACCGACGUUCCCGUGUCCAGCAAAAAUAUGAUGCUUUCGGCUACAAUUCUGCCCUCCACCAUACGUGGGUCGUCCGCCUGCCUCUAUAUUCGCUUCACCAACGGUUCUCCUUCCUGAAAGACAUGAAUUUAACCAAACAAAUCAGCAAAAAUAAACAACUUAUAAGCACCAGUA